Messenger RNA from Neogale vison (American mink), 2873 nucleotides. It is a transcript of the gene PDE1C, whose product is annotated as phosphodiesterase 1C. The record is from RefSeq and is a predicted model, not a curated record. Gene Ontology annotation, molecular function: 3',5'-cyclic-nucleotide phosphodiesterase activity. Gene Ontology annotation, biological process: signal transduction. The transcript has 17 exons. Lineage: Eukaryota; Metazoa; Chordata; Mammalia; Carnivora; Mustelidae. Bases 296 to 2200 code for a protein of 634 amino acids.
AGAAAGAAAGAAAGAAAAAAAUCCGAGUAGGUCCGAGGUGCUUUCUCCUGGAGCAGGAGCACAGUCCCUGUUGUGCUCGGGACCAUGGCUGGUUCCUGCAGCUGCCUCCGGGAGGCACCUGGGCCGGGGGUCGCCCGUGCUGCGAGCCCGCAGUAAGUGCGGGUUUAGGGGCACAGAAAGUGACAGGCAAAGGCGCGCGGCGCCGGGCUGGGGCUCGAGGGCCGGACCCGCGAGGAGGCGGGGAGAGGGCCAGCCCAAACUCUCACAGCCUCACUCCCAGUGAUAACCUGCAGCUAUGGAGUCGCCAACCAAGGAGAUUGAAGAAUUUGAGAGCAACUCUCUGAAGUACCUGCAACCCGAACAGAUCGAGAAAAUCUGGCUUCGGCUCCGAGGGCUGAGGAAAUACAAGAAAACAUCCCAGAGGUUACGGUCUUUGGUCAAACAAUUAGAGAGAGGCGAGGCUUCGGUGGUAGAUCUUAAGAAGAAUUUGGAAUAUGCAGCCACGGUGCUUGAAUCUGUGUACAUUGAUGAAACCAGGAGACUUCUGGAUACGGAGGAUGAGCUCAGUGACAUUCAGUCGGAUGCAGUGCCUUCUGAGGUCCGAGACUGGCUGGCCUCCACCUUCACCAGGCAGAUGGGGAUGAUGCUCAGAAGGAGCGAGGAGAAGCCGCGGUUCAAGAGCAUUGUCCAUGCAGUGCAGGCUGGGAUAUUUGUGGAGAGAAUGUAUAGAAGAACAUCAAACAUGGUUGGACUGAGCUACCCACCAGCUGUUAUUGAAGCAUUAAAGGAUGUGGACAAGUGGUCCUUUGAUGUCUUUUCCCUCAAUGAGGCCAGCGGGGAUCAUGCACUGAAAUUCAUUUUUUAUGAAUUACUCACCCGUUAUGAUCUGAUCAGCCGUUUCAAGAUCCCCAUUUCUGCCCUUGUCUCAUUCGUGGAAGCUCUGGAAGUAGGAUACAGUAAGCAUAAAAAUCCAUACCACAAUUUAAUGCACGCCGCCGAUGUUACACAGACUGUCCAUUACCUCCUUUAUAAGACAGGAGUGGCGAACUGGCUGACAGAGCUGGAGAUCUUUGCCAUCAUCUUCUCAGCAGCCAUCCACGACUAUGAGCACACCGGAACCACCAACAAUUUCCACAUUCAGACACGGUCUGACCCUGCUAUUCUGUACAACGAUAGGUCUGUAUUAGAAAAUCACCAUUUAAGUGCGGCUUAUCGCCUUCUGCAAGAAGAUGAGGAAAUGAAUAUUUUGAUCAACCUCUCAAAGGAUGACUGGAGGGAGUUUCGGACCUUGGUCAUUGAGAUGGUGAUGGCCACGGACAUGUCCUGUCAUUUCCAACAGAUCAAAGCAAUGAAGACUGCUUUGCAACAGCCAGAAGCAAUUGAAAAGCCGAAAGCGUUAUCUCUGAUGUUGCACACGGCAGACAUUAGCCAUCCUGCAAAAGCAUGGGAGCUCCAUCAUCGCUGGACAAUGUCACUCCUGGAGGAAUUCUUCAGACAGGGUGACAGAGAAGCAGAGCUGGGGCUGCCUUUUUCUCCUCUGUGUGAUCGAAAGUCAACGAUGGUUGCUCAGUCGCAAGUGGGUUUUAUUGAUUUCAUUGUGGAGCCCACCUUCACUGUUCUCACGGACAUGACUGAGAAGAUUGUGAGCCCUUUAAUUGAUGAAACCUCCCAAACUGGCGGGACUGGACAGAGGCGUUCAAGUUUGAACAGCAUCAGUUCAGCGGAUGCGAAGCGGUCGGGUGUGAAGAGCACUGGCUCAGAAGGAAGCGCCCCCAUCAACAGUUCUGUCAUCCCCGUUGACUAUAAGAGUUUUAAGACAACUUGGACUGAGGUGGUGCACAUCAACCGGGAGAGAUGGAGGGCCAAGGUGCCCAAAGAGGAGAAGGCCAAGAAGGAAGCAGAGGAAAAAGCUCGCCUGGCUGCAGAGGAGAAGCAAAAGGAAAUGGAAGCCAAAAGCCAGGCUGAAGAAGGCGCAGCUGGCAAAGCCGAGAAAAAGACAUCUGGGGAAGCUAAGAAUCAAGUCAAUGGAACGCGCACGAACAAAAGCGACAACCCUCGUGGGAAAAAUUCCAAAGCUGAGAAGUCCUCAGGAGAAAAACAACAGAAUGGUGACGUGAAAGAUGGUAAAAAUAAGACAGACAGGAAGGAUCAAUCCAAUGUCGGAAGUGAUUCAAAGAAAACAGAUGAUUCAGAAGAGUAAAACACACCUCACAUACAAUAAAAGAGGCUGCCAGUGUCUUGCAUCAUUUUAGCUGAGCUUCUUCAUUCUCCUUCUCCUUCCACAAAGACCCGUAUCUGGGGAAGGUGUCCAACUUUCAGAAACAAGCCCCACCCCCCUACACACUUGGCCUUCCCUCAUGCCACCUCCUUUCAAGAAAUGGCUCUCUGGGAGCUGGUUUGAGGUCUAAGAACUCUGGGGAAAUCCUCCCCCAAGCAAACCAAACAACUUGAGCUUUUUGCACAAACAGAAACAAAACGUGAAGGGACUUCCUCAGAAUUCUUUGCUAAUGCCCUUGCUUUCAAGGCACCUGUCUGGCCUGGUGAGGAUGGACAUCCUGGAUAUGCUGAGGGAGGCCUGAAAAAGCCACAUGCGCAGUAACUGCCAUCUUACUACUGUCGAUGCCGUUCCUUUAAAUUGUUAUUUUUUUCACUGGCUACUGAUGGUGGAUACAGCCGUGCUGGUCCUUCAUCACAGCUAAGAUGAUGACUCCAGUCUCUGGUUGUUUCUUUCCUGAGUCUGGAACAUUCUUUUUCUCCAGUUUUCUUUCAGACUUAAAAUUUGUUCUUAUGCUUGUCUUUCCAUUUAUAUAGGACAUUCUUUUUUUUUUUUUUUAAAGAGAUUAUCCUAUAGGACUCUAUUUGUAAAUGCUUAA